AUGUCUGUCACGCUCCAUACGAGUCAAGGCGAUCUGAAAGUUGAGCUGUUCUGUGAAGCAGUCCCCAAGACCGCCCAAAACUUCCUUGCCCUAUGCGCGUGCGGCGCAUAUAAUGAUACACCAUUUCACCGAUUAAUCCCAGGAUUCAUGAUCCAAGGUGGCGACAUCUCCUUAGGACCAGCUGCAAAACCUUCAAGCUCUACAAAACCAAUACUCCCAUUUGACAUCCCGAAAGGCGGCACAUCCAUAUACCACCCCUCAGCAAUGAACCAAGAGAUUAACUUACCGGCUCUACGACACAAUGCGCGCGGCAUUCUUUCCAUGGCUUCUCGCCCAGUCAAAGAUAAAACAGUACCCGGCUCACAGAAUGCGACUGGCACGACCGCAAAUGGCAGUCAGUUUUUUAUUGCCUUUGCGCCAGCACCGCAUCUUGAUGGAGCUAGCACUGUCUUUGGAAAAGUCUUGAAUCUGAGUGCACAGGAUGAGGGCGGUGAUGUGCUCUCGAAGCUCGAAAAGGCUAACGCCAAGAUCGAUAAAAAAGGAAAGGUUUCACAGCCCAAGGAGGGUGACGAGUUUGAGGCUCUUCGAAUUAAUAAAGUUACGAUCCAUGCGAAUCCAUUUGCGAAGUGA
Messenger RNA from Penicillium taxi, 630 nucleotides. RefSeq lists its product as uncharacterized. Bases 1 to 630 code for a protein of 209 amino acids. The transcript is spliced from 2 exons. The record is from RefSeq and is a predicted model, not a curated record. Gene Ontology annotation, biological process: protein folding; protein peptidyl-prolyl isomerization. Gene Ontology annotation, molecular function: peptidyl-prolyl cis-trans isomerase activity. Lineage: Eukaryota; Fungi; Ascomycota; Eurotiomycetes; Eurotiales; Aspergillaceae. Gene Ontology annotation, cellular component: catalytic step 2 spliceosome.